UUUGAUGGAAACAAAAAAUUGGGCCCUGUUUCGGGCUUUAAACAAACCCCGUUAAAUCGUUAAUUUCGUUUGUAACCCUAAUCAUCUUCAAAUAUAUAUGGUAACUGCGGUCCCUACACAAUUUCCCCCGGAAAACUGUAGCGACUCAAUUGUGACCGGAAUUCUUCAUCAUCACCGAAACCUUAACGGCAACAAUGGCGACUCAAUUGAGCAAAAAGCGAAAGUUUGCAGCAGAUGGCGUGUUUUUCGCCGAGUUAAACGAGGUUCUUACUAGAGAACUCGCGGAGGACGGUUAUUCUGGAGUGGAAGUUAGGGUUACGCCGAUGCGUACGGAGAUUAUUAUAAGAGCCACACGUACUCAAAACGUGUUAGGCGAGAAGGGAAGGAGGAUAAGGGAGCUGACAUCCCUCGUUCAGAAACGCUUUAAGUUCCCUGAAAACAGCGUGGAACUUUAUGCUGAGAGAGUCAACAACAGGGGGCUCUGUGCCAUUGCACAAGCCGAAUCUUUGCGUUACAAGCUUCUUGGCGGUCUUGCUGUCCGCAGGGCUUGCUAUGGUGUUUUGAGAUUUGUUAUGGAGAAUGGAGCAAAAGGAUGUGAGGUGAUUAUUAGCGGAAAACUUAGGGCUCAACGUGCUAAAUCAAUGAAGUUUAAGGACGGGUACAUGGUGUCAUCUGGUCCAGUCAAUGACUACAUUGACUCUGCUGUGAGACAUGUGCUUCUUAGACAGGGUGUUAUUGGUAUCAAGGUUAAGAUUAUGCUCGACUGGGAUCCUACCGGCAAACUUGGCCCCAAGAAACCGUUACCUGAUAAUGUUGUUAUUCACAUGCCUAAAGAUGAUGUCAUUGCACUCCCACCCAAAGAAGUUGAGGAAUACAAGCCACCGUUUGUUGCUGCUGAUGCGCCUUUGCCUAUGCCGAUUCCAGUAGCUGUUUGAGGGUCGGUUAAAGGCGAGGUUAUCUUUAGAUUUCUCAACUAUGGAAGAUCAUUUUUCUUGGUUCUUUUGAGUUUUGGUGGAUAUAUCUUUUUUUUUCUUUUUGAACUGCUAGUUCAUGAGAUUUAUUUUUUUAUCAAUAUUAUUUUUGAAGGACUGAAAAUUGCAAUAUGAA
Molecule: messenger RNA, 1107 nt
Organism: Helianthus annuus (common sunflower)
Lineage: Eukaryota; Viridiplantae; Streptophyta; Magnoliopsida; Asterales; Asteraceae
Product: 40S ribosomal protein S3-1
Exons: 6
Coding region: 195-935 (246 amino acids)
Biological process (GO): translation
Cellular component (GO): cytosolic small ribosomal subunit; nucleus
Molecular function (GO): RNA binding; structural constituent of ribosome
Source: RefSeq, a predicted model, not a curated record